Molecule: messenger RNA, 2777 nt
Organism: Blastomyces dermatitidis ER-3
Lineage: Eukaryota; Fungi; Ascomycota; Eurotiomycetes; Onygenales; Ajellomycetaceae
Exons: 2
Coding region: 427-2502 (691 amino acids)
Source: RefSeq, a predicted model, not a curated record
GUGCACCUGACGUCGUUUCGCCCUAAGCCGCAACUUGGCAGUCGAAGCGUCUAGCCCAUCGAACUUGAAUUGUCAAUGUCUCAUCCCCUUUGACCCCGUCACUUGGACUCCAUGAUUCAGAUAUAUAGCUCUUGAUGACCAUAUGCCUGGUUCUGCUUGCAUCUCAAGGUUAACGUCCCAUAUUUCCCGCCAACUUUAGCUGCACCGUCUACUAGCAAUGUCCAUGCCAAGCUUGUCGCGUUUUCUUUGAUCUAUGAAUCGGGCUGCAUGAACGCUCCUAUAUCUUAUCGCCUUGCCCCCGCCUUAAUAUUACCCUCGCUUUCGUGCUACUUGCUGGUCAGAGAACGAUAUCUUCUUGUCCAAUAAAGGCCUCUUGUAUUUGCAUGACCUGAAAUUGAACAUCAUUCAUUGCUCCUGCCACGAACAAUGGGUGGUGCGCUCUCGACUGAGGCCCAGAGGGCUUCCUCAGUGGAGGAGCUGAGCCAACGCCUGGCACACCGAUUCGCAACCAAAUGCUUCACCCCUCUUGAACUUACCCAUUUGAAAGACAACUUCUUCUCUAGAGCUCUAGAGCAGCGCGGUAUUCGCUAUUGGAAUGAAGAAAUAUUAUCAGAUUUCUUGGGUAUCCCCGAUGGUGCGGGUUCCGCAGCCACUGCAACGAGUGAUGGAUCACUCGAUGCGGGGCCUGUCAUCUUCCGCAUGGUUUCAUACCUGGGUGCAUUUCCCUUCCAAAACACCAUGGCACCCACCGUAUUGACAUUCGAGGCAAUGAUAAAAGUGGUUGUACUCUUAACUGAGAGAUAUGGGAAAGUCUUGAAACGAGGGAAGAAAGAUCGGAUUAAAUUGCUUUUCGGCAGCCUCGCGGAUGUUGGGCGAAGGGAUAUUAUCACGCAGUUGAAAGAAGCUGCGGAAGACUCAUUAGAAUCGAUUGGCGUCGCCGAUCCCAACGGUGGAAGCACCUUCGCUCAUAACGGGGGUUUCUUAAUUGAUCAGCCCAUUAACGAUGGGGAGGACGAGGACGAUGACGAUGACCUAGCCCUUGCAGCCUUGGAAUCCCUCGAUGCGAUUGAAGUAUUCAAGCAAGAUCAACGCAUUGAUAAAACUGUCUUCGAGUCCAAAAUAUCUCUAACUACCUUUCGACGACUACUAACGUUGCUUAUUGUCACAGCGCCGCUGCGACCGCUGGGAACAGUGUCCAAAUACACAACAGGGUUGAGCAAGUCUUCGCUAGAUACUGUGCAUGAGCAGGUGGACAGCAUUCUAGCGGCAUUGGGCUCCGAAGUAGCAGAGGAUGGAAUCGGAUAUAAAUCGUUCUCCGAGUUGAUAUCGACGUCUCUCCCGUACCUUUUUGACCCACUAACACCUCUAUUUGAGCAUCUACUUUUCAGCAAGAACCUCAACCUGUCACGGAAAUCUGAAACUUCCAAUGGUCAGGCAGAUAAGCCAGCCCCAACACCUCCUUCAACGCCUCCCCGUUCUCCUCCUUUAUCGCCAGUCAUUUUAACUGGCGGCUUUGAUUCCUGCAUUCUAAAUCCCGUCAUACUGUCCCACCUAUCGUUCUUCAUUUCCACCAGCCCUCAUAUACCAAAUAUCUUCCGCAAUCGUACUCACCUGCACCCAGUCUUCUCAUCGACUGAACACGGUGAAUCUUUAACCUCUUUCUCCCACCAUGUCAUGACAUGGCAAGCCCCGACCAUCCUCCUAAUUAGAGGAGCAGUGACAUCGGAAAACAACGAAGAACAAAUAACCACGAUCGGUGCAUAUAUCCCACAACCCUGGAAACAAUCUUCAUCAUAUUCUUCCCGCCGGUCAUCCGAAAGCGUCCAUCCUUCCACACUCCCCUGCCUCUUCGAAAUCUUCCCAGUUCACACAGUCCUCCAAGGCUCCCCAUCCUUCUCAUCACUAAAAUCCAACAUGCCGGUAAGCCACUUCUCCACCAAAACCGGCAUAGCAAUCGGCUGCAUAAUCCCACCAUCAUCCCGAAAAUCCCUUGGAAGCGAUCUCCAUCCCAAGCCUGCCGGUGGCGGCAGCCUCCUCAUUGACUCCGCCCUUGAAAACGCCACCUUCGUAGUGUCCGACGGCCUCAACGGCGAAGGCGUGUUUCUACCCCCCGGCGUCUCCCCCAGCGGCACCACCACCACUGGUACUACCUCUACCAAAACCCCAUCUUCCACAUCCCCAACCGCGUCAGCAGCAUCCGUAUCCACCUCCAAUCACAACACCACAAAGUCCAUAUCCAUCUAUAACCUUGAAGUAUGGGGCAUUAUCCCGUCUCAAUCGCUAGCCACCCAAUCCGAUGGGACAGGAUCCCCCAUCGAGAAACAGGACGCGAUUGCCUUGCAGCGUGCACAAUGGAAUUUCGAAGCGCGCGAGGCGGAGCGCCGGCAGGCGAUUAAUAUGAAAGUGGGCGGUGGGGAGUCGGAGGCACAGACUGGGAGAGCGCUUCUGGAGAUGGCUGGGAUUAUUGGCGACUCACAGUAUUCGGCACAUCCUCAUCAUUGAAUAAUUGAGUCAGGAAGGUGUUUGGGGCGGGAUGGAUGUGUCUGGUUGGCUUAGGGCCAUAAUGAUAUUAGCAAAUUGUAUUCUUUAUUACGGUUGACAACCCAAUUUUUAUGUUGUAUAUGAGAUGAUUGUAUAUGCGAGUCAACCUCUCUAUUUUCUUUCUACUCCGGAUGGCCGUAUUCCCUCCUCACUCUGCAUGACGGAUGAAAAUUCUUUCCUUUCCCCCCUUUCCUUUCCUUCCUUCUCUUUUAAUCUCGUUACUCUUUUCUUCCUGC